AUGAAUUCCUCGUGCGCCCAUCGCCCGACAGAAAUGUCACAGCUCAGGAACCAGAGCGUGGCGGGAUUCACUGGUGCCAAUGGCUCACACGGCAAUGGACCCUCCGCUGGUUGCUAUGAACAACUGUGGAUCUCGACGAGUGUCUUCAUCAUGCUGGGAAUUGUCAGCCUAUUGGCAAAUAUUUUAGUCAUCACUGCGAUCGUCAAAAACAAGAACCUUCACUCGCCUAUGUACUUCUUCAUCUGCAGCUUAGCAGUGGCCGACAUGCUGGUCAGUUUAUCCAAUGCCUGGGAGACCGUCUUCAUUGCCAUGCUGAAAAGCCGACAUUUACUGGCUCAGGACAACAUGAUAAAGAGCAUGGACAAUGUGUUUGACUCAAUGAUCUGUAGCUCCCUCCUUGCCUCCAUUUGCAGCUUGUUGGCCAUCGCCAUUGACAGGUAUAUCACCAUCUUCUAUGCCCUGCGCUACCAUAACAUCAUGACAGUAAGGCGGGCUUUGAUAAUCAUUGCUGGUAUCUGGGGAGCUUGUAUCGGCUGUGGAAUCCUCUUCAUUAUCUACUCGGAGAGCACCACUGUGGUCAUCUGCCUCAUCGCCAUGUUCUUUGCCAUGCUCGCCAUCAUGGCCUCGCUCUAUGUCCACAUGUUCUUGCUGGCCCGCUUGCAUGUCAAACGCAUCGCAGCUUUGCCUGGCAGUGGCGCCAUCCACCAGUCAGCCAACAUGAAAGGAGCAAUCACCCUGACCAUUCUGCUGGGGAGUUUUAUUGUCUGCUGGGCUCCGUUCUUCCUGCACCUCAUCCUCAUGAUCUCCUGCCCCCGAAACCCUUACUGCAUCUGCUUCAUGUCGCACUUCAACAUGUACCUAAUCCUCAUCAUGUGCAACUCAGUCAUCGAUCCCCUCAUCUAUGCUUUCCGUAGUCAGGAGAUGCGGAAGACCUUCAAAGAAAUAAUCUGCUGUCUGCGGGGAAAUUGCGAUCUGACAAGUUAA
This is a messenger RNA of Amblyraja radiata (thorny skate), 984 nucleotides long. Its product is annotated as melanocortin receptor 4. Gene Ontology annotation, molecular function: melanocortin receptor activity. NCBI's taxonomy places the organism in Eukaryota, Metazoa, Chordata, Chondrichthyes, Rajiformes, Rajidae. Gene Ontology annotation, cellular component: membrane. The record is from RefSeq and is a predicted model, not a curated record. The coding region runs from base 1 to 984 and encodes 327 amino acids. Gene Ontology annotation, biological process: G protein-coupled receptor signaling pathway. The transcript has a single exon.